This is a messenger RNA of Exophiala mesophila, 1493 nucleotides long. RefSeq lists its product as uncharacterized. The record is from RefSeq and is a predicted model, not a curated record. The transcript has 2 exons. Gene Ontology annotation, biological process: intra-Golgi vesicle-mediated transport; retrograde vesicle-mediated transport, Golgi to endoplasmic reticulum; endoplasmic reticulum to Golgi vesicle-mediated transport. The coding region runs from base 154 to 1047 and encodes 297 amino acids. Gene Ontology annotation, molecular function: structural molecule activity; protein binding. NCBI's taxonomy places the organism in Eukaryota, Fungi, Ascomycota, Eurotiomycetes, Chaetothyriales, Herpotrichiellaceae. Gene Ontology annotation, cellular component: COPI vesicle coat.
CUGGCCCCUAGUCUCCCGUCCUUGAUCUCAAGUAUUGUAUUGAGCGUCCUCGUCUUCAAUCCUCGAUACGAUAUCCGACAGCCCAACACCAACUCACUUCUGUACCCUCACUCUCGCCCAAUCUGUCAAACUCCAUCCAACGGUCUACUCAACAUGGAUCCCUUUUCAGGAGAAGGCGAACUUCUCAAUAUAAGCACAGCCUUCUACACACACUCCUACCAGGCUGUUCUGGACUUUGAAACCUCCAGUCUCUCUGCCGAGAACCAAAAAAACGCCCAAAUCCUCAAGUACCGAGCCCAGAUCGCAUUAGGGCAAUCGUCCUCAGUCCUCUCAACCCUCAAAUCUCCCAAAGAUGCUGCCUCUAAAGCGAUCGUGGCUCUAGCCCAACAAAAAUCAGACCCUUCAACAGCACUAGCUACAGCAACAGCCCUUGCCGAGUCAGAUCCAGAAGAUGCGAUCGUCCAGGUCGUAGCUGGCACCGUGCUUACCGCAGCUGGAGAAUACGCUCAAGCCAUUGACCUUCUCAGCAAGCAUCAGGGUAGCCUGGAGGCCGUCGCUUUACUCACACAAAUACAUUUGAUCCAGAACCGAACCGAUCUUGCCGUCAAGGAAGUCCAGGCGGCGAAAAGAUGGGCUCAAGAUUCCCUGUUGAUCAAUUUGGCCGAGGCUUGGACAAAUUUGAGGGAAGGUCCCAGCGACAAGUAUCAAUCCGCGUUUUACGUCUACGAGGAGCUGGCCAAUACUCCUGGAAAUACAUCCCCAACCUCUAUUGUUGGCCAAGCAGUGGCUGAAAUUCAAUUGGGUCGAACAGAAGAAGCACAAGCCGCGUUACAACAAGCGCUUGCUUCUGACAAUGUCGAUGUCGAGGCCAUUGCCAACAGCGUUGUUCUCUCAAGUGUGCUUGGGAAGAAGCCAGAAGCUGUCCAAGAGUUGCUGAAGCAAUUGGCAGACAAGGAUAAAGAGCAUGCUCUGUUACGAGAUAUCGCGGAAAAGAGUGACGCUUUUGACACGGCUGCUGCAAAAUAUAGCGCAAAGGCAACGGCUUGAAGGGGCUAAUCUCUUGAAAUUUCCAUCUUGCGACAUCUUAAAAGGAUAUCAGUCGCUACCACGGGACACCCAACAAGACCAGCAUGACUUCAAGCUCUCUCCGGCAAAUCAGUUGUGCGCAAGUCGACAGAUGAUGGAACUUGUCAAUCAAAAGAGACGAUCUCGCUUCGGAGUAAAUCGAACCACGCACUCUAGUCCCAUUCUCCUGGGACGUGUCUAGACCCAGAGCAAAGGACAGCGAUGUCGCCGCGAUAUGAACACAACGAGUGAUGAGAGAUGACAUAAGGUUACAGACGGAAGAUGAGCCAUCUCGAGGUCGUGAUACCAAUUAGGCUCUGUAGGCUCUGCAAUUCUUCCUGCAGGAGAACUGACUAGUCCAAGCAUCAUGCAAUGAUAGAAGCCUUAGGCUCACUUUCUCCCCAAAAUGACAUUACCAUGCCUCAUAA